UCCAGAUGACGCUAAAUAGUGACAGAAUGUGAACUGGUGAUAGGGAUUUUGGGUGAAAUGUGAUGUUUCAUAUUGGAGGAUUAAGUUUCAGUCGCCAGCAACUGGGAAAAUAACAGGAAAAUGUUUACCGGCGCUUAUUCAAACCGCUACCAGAUCCUGGAAAACCAACAUCUGGAGCACCUGAAACAGAUGAACUCUUCCAAUCGUGGAGAUGUGAUAGCCAAAACAAAACUAUUGUCACAUGAGACAAACAGGCGACGCAGAGCUCUUGCAAUAAAGAGAAAAAUUGAUGCACAGCGAGAAGAAAAACGGAGACAGGAAAUUUUGUUGAAACGUCGUGAGAAGCAAAGAGAAGCAACAGAAAAAUUCCAACGCUACAGGAAAAAUUCUAAAGGUGAAGGCCCAUGUUCCCAGCGCUCUCCAAGCCCAACCCGUGGUGUAACAUCAGCUCUGAUUCCAGGCUUAGAUGAUGCUCUGAAGGCAGUGCGGGGGCGCAAGUCGACUAGCCCCGUAAUGAUCGCCUGUCAGGUAGACAACAACACUAAAUACAGCACACGCAAGGAGUCACCUGAAGUCUUACAGAAGGCAUUCUACACCAAGUAUGGCAGCUCAUCAACCCCGCCAGCCAAAGACAGGGUACAGGAACAGGCAAAGGAGACUGCCGCUAGGGCUGACUUGCACAACCGCAGCCUGCGCAACCUGACAAACAGCAAGAGUCUGUUUGAACAGCAGCUAGAGCAACACCAGCAGCUAGUGCUAGAGCAGCAGAAGAACUCCCUACGCGAGUUCAAUGCGGCCCUAAGGAAAGAGAUAGAGGAGGACCUGAGAGGGGAGGGUGUGUCAGGAAUUGUCAUGGAGACAGACGCUGUGAGAGAAGAGAAUGAGGACAUAGCAGAGAGUCUCUCCAGUCUAGACAGCCUUGAGGCCCAUUGCCCUGACAAAGAGAAUUCCUUCACUGACACAGAGCCCGUGGGCAGCGAUAACUUGGUGCCUGCCGUGGAGACUGUCCAGCCCAACUGGGGCAUGGUGUCAGGACCUGGUGAGGACGAGACCAGGAAACAGUGUAAAACGUCAGUGGCCGGGCAUAGAAAUGGGAUGAUGGCACAUAGUAAGGUCUACCCCAGUCCACCCACCCACGUGGACUCCUCCAGAAGUGAUAUCACUGCUGAUACUGUCAGUACCAUUGAUAUCCGUAACGGCAAUGUCCAGCAACCAGGUCCACCUCCUAAACAGUUCUUCCUGCCGCGCUAUAAUGUGUUCACGGAUGUGGGCUCUAUGCCUGCAGCAAACAGUAGAACUGUCACAGAUUGGGUCAGUCAGCAAAACAGCCUGCUGAAUUGUAACUCUGUCAAUAAGGACAAUAGGGGUAACAUCGCUGUGGAGGAGGCACCAGACACGGGCACCCUCUACAUGAAAGCCUGGGCACCAACCAACUCCAUCACCACAAAGAUGCCAGGAGCACCAAAACUCCAGGAUGGAGCACAGCCGAAUACAAAUGAUGCGGCAACACUCGUACAUACAACGCCUUCAAGGCCUAUCCCACAGACGCGUACCACAAGGCCUAGACCACAAAGUGCCAAACCUACUUCUGGCACGAACAGGGGCCUCGGGUCCAAACAUGGAGAAUCUGACCCUUCAGGUCAAUCACAUGUCACAGACAUGUCCCCCAGUGAUGUGUUACUUUCUCCCCCCAGCCCAGAGACUGCUCAGACACACCCUACUCAUUCUCCUAAACAUGCCCGACCAGUCAGGGCACAACCACCCACCAUCUCUAAUGGAGGACUUGGAUUUUCUAACGGCCUUCUCACACUGUGUGCAGACACGAAUGACUCUGAACAAGGAAGCGACAGUGGCUCCCUCUGUAGGGACCCAUCCAUCAUAUCACCAGGCUCUAGAAAACAAAAUAUGCUUAAAGUUCAAAAAGUGAAAAGUAUUUUGAAAAAGGCAGAGGAGACAUUCAGUAAACACAGUGCUCCUUUCAAACGCUCCAACUCGUUUGGUGGUAAGCCUUCCAUAGGAUUGGAUGUUAAAGAUAGCCUGGAAGUAAUUCGUCAGCACAAUGGAAAAGUACAGACUAAAGAGAAGAAAAAGGUGAGAUUUGCUGAAGUGGAGUACCAAGAGGAAAAUAGUAACAGUGACAUUGAAGCUAAACAGAAACCAGUGAACACCACACAAAAGUCCACUCCUGUGACCCACAAGCCGCCUCGCCCCACGUCAGCCCGUGUAAUAAGCUCCCCUAAAGCCAGUCCUGUCCCCACAAGACGUGCUGUCAGUGCAGGCCCUGUUCGUCCCUCUCCACAGGCUAAGUCUAAACCAGUUGACCGCCCUCAGGCGGCUGCUCACAUAAUAACUCACCAGAGUAGCUUCAGCAACCCUGUCACCACUGCCAACGGUCACCAGAUCAGCCUGGUCUCUACCAGUGGCAGGCCACCGGCGUUUUCCACAGGGCGUGGUCAAACCACUACAACACGCACCACCACCGCCACGACUCCUACAACCAACGGGAGGCUGUUUGAAUCCUUAGUCCAGACAGGAGCUGUGUACCCACCUCAGGUGUAUGAUGACUCGGGGCUGCGUUUGGACAGAACUCCCACCGAUGACGAAAUCAACUGGUUGUGGGACAAAGUACGAACCUGCUUACAUCGGGAUUCUCAGGUGUCCUCUCGGGGCUCUGAGACCUCGGACGGCUCUAACCGACAGGCUGUCAUCAUGUCCAGUAAACUGUUCGAUGGGGCCAUGCUAGGACAGCAUGCUAAUGUCACCAGAGUCGCUUCCUCAAAUCUCCGGCGAUAUAACUCAGCAGAGUCUGUGAACAGUUAUUCCAAAAGGAACGCCUUGCUACAACAACGACAGCAGCAGCUACCUCACAGCAUCAGCUCACAUAGGUCUGGUAGCAGAGCAACCCCGUCCCAAGGUUCUUUACAGAACCCGAAACCCAGCCUUCAUGAUCCGCAGUCAGCAAGUUCAAACACCAACAACCAUCACCAAGACAUGAGUGAGAGCAUGGCCGGAUUCCUGGCUGCUGAAGCUUUGGCAGAACAGUCUGUGUCUGAUAGCACCAUGCACACAGCCCUAGAGGCAGCACAGCAACGACAACAGAUGAUCAAUGCAAACAAACCUAACCCUAGAGUACCGACAGCUUUGUCUAUAGAAGAACAGAGACUGAUGGAGUCCAUAGACAAGCUAAAUGAAAAACUGAAAAAUAUUGUCAUUGUUCAGAGGGUCAGUCGUCAUGUAUACAUGUUAUGUAUCGGUUUGAUCCUUUGUUUUUAG
Molecule: messenger RNA, 3273 nt
Organism: Liolophura sinensis
Lineage: Eukaryota; Metazoa; Mollusca; Polyplacophora; Chitonida; Chitonidae
Product: centrosomal protein of 126 kDa-like
Exons: 9
Coding region: 121-3273 (1050 amino acids)
Biological process (GO): mitotic spindle organization; non-motile cilium assembly; cytoplasmic microtubule organization
Cellular component (GO): ciliary base; centrosome
Source: RefSeq, a predicted model, not a curated record